GUCGGUUGAAACCGGCGGAUCUCGAUGAUUGUUCUCUAUUCUCGGUGUCUGAAUUCUUACUCUAAUCUUUUUAUGAAUAAUUUACGAGUCAGUGUUCCUUCGUCAUAGAAAACAGCUCCCCGCAAUUCAGUAUGGCUCUAGAUGGCAUCAGCUCGGCCUCGGCAUUACUUCUGCUUCCACCCCCACCAUCAGCUUCGUUCGAGCAGUGCAGGAGUGUGUACGAAUCGAUCUUGUCGACGUCUUUCUCCAAACUUGCCGGACUCAAUGGUACCAACCACAUAGCCAUUUUGGACAUUGCGCUCUUUCUUCCCGGACUUCAAGCACCCACAUGUCAGCCUCGCGCGAAGGUAUUCCAAAGUCUUCAAUGUUUGCUAGCAAACAUCUACAGGCUCAUUGGCAUAGUCUCCGUGGAAAGCGAUAUUCAGCUGGAUGGUCCUGGUGGCAUCGAUGUGCGAGUCAUUCUGCUUGACAUGGAUUCCAUCCACCCUUCCGGGAAGAGUUCCCUCCAGGCUUCACAAAUGGGACCCAUCCUAGAUCUGCAAACCCUUGCGACAUCAGCUCGUCUAUGGGAUCGAAUCUAUUAUCCCGAUAAUCAAGUAGGUCAGAAUUUAGCAACGGCCUUCAGUAGUAUCUAUUCUCAGACCAAAGACCCCAAUUCCGGACCUCUGCAAUCGAUUCCCGGUGUCUCCAAUUGGGCCUCAGCGGAAUCAAUUGUGGUGCCUGAGGAUUCACGGGGGAGCUCAACGCAUCACUCAGUCAUUGUAGGGGGCACCUUCGACCACUUCCAUAUUGGACACAAGCUUCUACUCACGGCUAUGGCGUUGGUCUUGGAUCCCGUUCAAUACACUAACCCGAGGAAAGAGGCGCUUCUGACGAUUGGCGUCACUGGCGAUGAACUACUAGUGAACAAGAAAUAUGCCGAGUGCCUGGAAAGCUGGGAUGAGCGGUGUGAAAGUGCUGCGUCCUUUUUGACGGCCAUCAUGGACUUCUACCCUCCCGACAAGAGCGCCACACAUACCGAGCGGGUCACACAGCCAGGACCCAAUGGAAAAUAUAUUCUGAUGAUCAUCCGACCUGGAUUAACACUGAAACUUGUACAGAUUUCCGACCCUUUUGGACCUACGAUCACCGAGGAGAACAUUAGCGCCAUCGUGGUCUCUCAAGAGACUCGCUCGGGAGGUGCCGCGGUCAAUGAUGAACGUGCAAAGAAGGGUUGGAAGAGCCUCGAUGUGUUUGAGAUUGAUGUGCUACAUACUAAAGACGUACCAUUGACUGAUUGCGGAAAUUUUGCGUCCAAAAUCAGCAGCACGGAUAUCAGACGGCAGCGGCUGGAACAAGCCAAGAAAUAAGCCAGUGUGAUCGAUUGGCUAGACGCGGGAAAUUGCCUUUUAAUAGCUUGACCUAUGCAGCCAUCAGUUAUUCGUCACGGACAUUUUCUUUUUUUUUUAUGGAGACUUUUUUUUCCUCCCCACGGAUUUGGAGAACUCAUUACUUGUACAUACCUACCUUCCCUACCUACUACCCUACACCACGUCAACAAUGAUUAGUUCUUCCCUGGGGUGUCCAUAUAUCCCGCUAGGAUUGGGGAAAAUAACGGGGCGCCAAUGAGGCUAUCCGGAUUCAUGUAAAAGCGUCUUUUCUUAUCCAAUCCUUGUUCAUGUAUAGAGAACGGUGGUAAUAAUUCCGAGUGUUUCCAUUUUCCCCCUUCCCCCCUCUUUCCUCAAUGAUUUAUUAUUAUUUCCUUGCUAUAUCACUGUUGAUGAGUUGUUCCAUCGGCCUUUGGUGAAGUCAUUGGAAAAGAGGGAUCUU
Aspergillus alliaceus is the source of this 1809-nucleotide messenger RNA. RefSeq names its product putative pantetheine-phosphate adenylyltransferase. Gene Ontology annotation, biological process: coenzyme A biosynthetic process. The coding region runs from base 132 to 1349 and encodes 405 amino acids. The record is from RefSeq and is a predicted model, not a curated record. NCBI's taxonomy places the organism in Eukaryota, Fungi, Ascomycota, Eurotiomycetes, Eurotiales, Aspergillaceae. Gene Ontology annotation, molecular function: dephospho-CoA kinase activity. The transcript has a single exon.